UUUAUGAAUUAUUGUGACGUCUGUCAAAUAGAAGCUAGCCUGCAACUGAACGGUAUUCGGCAAGUUUGAUUUGUUUUAUGUAAACUUGAAUAGUGAAGCGGAUUAAGUAAAGCUAAUAAAAUACUAAAAUAUUAAUUAGUUAGUAUGGGAGAAUCUACUGAGCCAGUAAAGAUCAAUAAAUGGGAUGGAGCUGCGGCUAAGAAUGCUAUUGAUGAUGCCAUUAGAGAGGUAUUUACCGGAGAUCUGAAAUGUAAAGAGAGUUUUGCACUAAUUGAUGGACGACUAUUUCUAUGUGCUCUUGCAGUCGGUGUUGCACUAUAUGCUUUGCUCUGGGAUUACUUGUACCCAUUCCCACAAUCCAGGCUAGUAUUGAUAGUUUGUGUUUCAUCAUAUUUCAUCUUGAUGAGCAUCCUCACACUGUACACAACUUUCAAGGAAAAGGGAAUAUUUGUUGUUGCGAAGGAGAAAGUUGGUAAUAACACAAAAGUAUGGGAAGUUAGUUCCUAUGUUAAAAAACAUGAUGACAAGUAUAAUUUAAUAGUAAAUAUGCGUGACUCAAAUGGGAAAGUCCGGGAAUCAUCAAUUAAUAAGUCAUUUGCAAAUUACAUAGAUGUCAACGGCACUGUCGUUCAAAGUAUAGUGUCCAACGAAAUUGUUAAGUUGUACAACUCAUUGUCUUCCGAGAAGAAAGAGAAGUGAUUGUGUGCUGAGAGGAUAUAAGUGUUUUAAAUUUAAUAUGAAUUUUGGUGUGGCAAGAUCUUAAUUGAAAAUAAAAUAUUAAAUCAUA
Leptidea sinapis is the source of this 787-nucleotide messenger RNA. RefSeq names its product signal peptidase complex subunit 2 (gene Spase25). The coding region runs from base 145 to 699 and encodes 184 amino acids. The transcript is spliced from 5 exons. Gene Ontology annotation, cellular component: signal peptidase complex; membrane. The record is from RefSeq and is a predicted model, not a curated record. Lineage: Eukaryota; Metazoa; Arthropoda; Insecta; Lepidoptera; Pieridae. Gene Ontology annotation, biological process: protein targeting to ER.